AUGGCUUCUGGGCAUAGUUUUCUGAAUCAGCAGAACUCAUCCAAAUCACAUUCAUGCCAAGAAUUCGCUCAAGUUCAUAGCUUGUCUGCCCAUUCCUCGAUUGAAACAUGUAACCAGCUUGCCUCAUCACCUUCCAGAAAAUCCUUUCAACAAGGAAACAGGCAGGCAUUUCGAACUCGCCAUGAUAAGACAACCGGAAAGAGGCAGACUGUGUUAACGGGAAAGAAGGAGGAGACUGUAUCGCAAUCGGUUUCAUCAGGUACAGAAAAAGUCCUGCAAGAAGGGGAUGCCUUGUAUGAUAAUCAGAAACCUUCUCCACAAGCAAUAGGGUUUCCAAUAAGUACAAGAUAUACCAUAUCAAUAGAUGACAUCACAAGUCAAUUUAAUGGCCUGAACCUCAAUGGAAGCUGCAGCAAAUCUAUAGAGCAUGAGAAAAAUGCACUUGUCCCAUACAAUGCACCUGGCGCAGUUGUUCCCCAUGACGGGACUCUUAAGAAACGUAAGCCACGGCUUAAAGUAGAGCUUGACCCAGAAACAAAUAGGAUGUGGAAUCUCUUGAUGGGCAAGGAAGGAAGCGUUGGCAUUGAAGAAACUGAUGAGAAAAAGGAGAAGUAUUGGGAAGAGGAAAGAAAGGUUUUCCGAGGACGAGUUGACUCAGUCAUUGCACGCAUGCACCUUGUUCAAGGAGACAGAGGUUUUUCGAAAUGGAAAGGAUCAGUUGUUGACUCAGUGAUUGGAGUUUUCCUUACUCAGAAUGUUUCAGACCAUCUAUCAAGCUCUGCAUUCAUGUCCUUAGCAGAAAAAUUUCCGCUCAAGUCGAGCAAUCGCCAAGCUCAAGACAAGGUUGGGAUGAACUUGUUGGUUAAAGCACCGCAAGUUCGCAUGACAAGCCCAGAGGAUGGCACCAGAUGGCAUGAAGAAGUAUCAAGUCAACCAAUCUAUAACCGAAUUUCUGUGGCACUCCAUGGACCUGCAGAAAAUCAGAGAGGCAGUGAGACAUCAGGGAUGGAAAUGAACUUAGUGGAGGCACAUAGCCAGUGUUUGGAGGAAGAAUUUGCAGCAUCUCAAGAUUCUUUUCAAUCCUCAGUCACUCAAGCUGCUAUAGGAAUCCGAUCCUACUUGGUGCCCAACUCAGAAGCAGAAGAUUCCAUCACAGAGUGCCAACCCAACAAGAUUCAUAUGCCUCUUUCAACAAAUCAAGAGAUGGAGAAAGCGACCACAUUUCAGGAAUUUUACCAAGUAAAUGGAAGUUCAGUAUUAACUGAUGGAUCCAAUAAUGGGUAUAUAGAAUAUGGAAAGCUAAAGAAAAGAUCAGACAGAAUCGAUGAUCUCAACGGAACUUCUUCGUUCACCAACCUACUCAAUCUUCACAACAGAACAAUGCAAGUACCAUUUGCUUCUUCCAGCAACAAUCAGUUGUAUAUGUACCCGGAUUUUGGAGAACCAGAUCCAUGUGGAUUUGGAACUUUCAGUCAGGAAAGCAUAUCGUCUUGGCCUCCAACUGCUUCCAGGUUCAACAUUGAAAAUGGCGAAAAGUGCGAAAGCUUCAGAAAUGAAGAGCUGUCAGGAAGUGUUGUUAAUGCCUCUGUGCCACAUAAUAUUUUGUGGGGUUCUCAAAAUAAUUAUCAACCAAGUUCGAGCAAUGGAUGCAAUCAUCCUUCCUACUACAGUCAUCAAUGUGAAGGGAACCAAACCUUCCAAUUACAAAACAAGUCAGUAAGAGAGACUCCAAAAUCUACUGAACUUCUGGGAAAGAAGAGUGGCAUGCACCAUGCUCGAAAUGUCAGUGAGCUUAAUAAAAAAUCUGUCAAUGUCGUCGAUAGGAUCUCUGUUGUGAAUAAGCAAAUACACAUGGGAAAUCAGUCAGAUGAAUCAAAUUUAAAGGAGCAACUACAUUCCUAUGGCCACCCACAUAAUGAGACAAGUACAAAGAUUUCAAAAGGAAGAAAAGGAAAGGCCGUGCGCAAGGAACAGAAUGGAGUUGACUGGGACAUGUUGAGAAAGCAGGUGGAGGGCAACGGUAGGAAAAAGGAAAGAAAUGAAGACACAAUGGACUCACUGGAUUAUGAAGCACUUAGAAAUGCUGAUGUGAUUGAAAUUUCUGAUGCGAUCAGGAAGCGAGGGAUGAACAAAAUGCUAUCUGAUAGAAUCCAGGGAUUCCUGAACCGACUGGUUAGAGAUCAUGGAAGCAUCGAUCUGGAAUGGUUAAGAGAUGUUCCACCAGACAAAGCGAAGGAUUAUUUAUUAAGCAUACAAGGAUUGGGCUUGAAAAGUGUGGAGUGCGUCCGGCUCUUAACCCUGCACCAUGUUGCUUUCCCGGUUGACACAAAUGUCGGAAGGAUAGCAGUACGACUAGGAUGGGUUCCCAUCCAGCCACUGCCUGAAUCACUUCAGCUACACCUAGUGGAACUGUAUGAGCUGCACUACCAGUUGAUUACAUUCGGAAAGGUUUUCUGCACAAAGAGUAAACCAAAUUGCAAUGCAUGUCCAAUGAGAGGAGAGUGCAGACACUUCGCAAGCGCUUUUGCAAGUGCUAGACUUGCCCUGCCAAGGCCAGAAGAGAAGAGCAUUGUCAGUUCAAGUUCUUCAAUUGCAGCCGAGACAAAUCCUACUAUAGGUGUUACUCCCAUGUCACUGCCUCCACCCGAAAACAAAUCGCUCCGGAAAGUAGGUACAGAAAUUAACAAGUGCGAACCAAUCAUUGAAGAACCAGCAACGCCAGAACAAGAGUUCACGGAGCUAUCACAAAGUGACAUUGAGGACUUUCCCUAUGAGGAUCCUGACGAGAUUCCUACCAUCACACUCAACGUUAAAGAGCUCAACUCGACAAUAAAAUACUACGUGCAAGGGAACAGGGAGCUCCGAGAAUGCGACACAUCCAAGGCUUUAGUUUGUUUGAACCCAGAUGCUGCUUAUAUCCCUGGCCCCGAGCAAAAGUUUGCCACUCGACUACGAACAGAGCACCAAGUGUAA
Prunus armeniaca (apricot) is the source of this 2973-nucleotide messenger RNA. The record is from the annotation of a GenBank genome assembly. Lineage: Eukaryota; Viridiplantae; Streptophyta; Magnoliopsida; Rosales; Rosaceae.